Molecule: messenger RNA, 587 nt
Organism: Prunus dulcis (almond)
Lineage: Eukaryota; Viridiplantae; Streptophyta; Magnoliopsida; Rosales; Rosaceae
Product: histidine-containing phosphotransfer protein 4-like
Exons: 6
Coding region: 100-543 (147 amino acids)
Biological process (GO): phosphorelay signal transduction system; cytokinin-activated signaling pathway; phosphorylation
Cellular component (GO): nucleus; cytoplasm
Molecular function (GO): histidine phosphotransfer kinase activity; protein histidine kinase binding
Source: RefSeq, a predicted model, not a curated record
UUCUCUGCUUUACCCUACUUCUGAAAGGAGAGAUUUCAUUUUAGGGUUUUCGAAUUCAUUGUCGUUGCCUAUUUUUCACGUUGAGAUUUUCCUAAGAGAAUGGACAGAAACCAAUUGCAACGCCAGGUUGCCCUCAAGAGAAGCUCUCUGUUUGAGCAGCAGUUCCUGGAUUCACAGCAAUUCGUACAGCUGGAGGAUUUGGAAGACGAUGCUAACCCCAAUUUUGUGGAGGAAAUUGUGACAUUGUUCUACAAAGACUCAGCUAGACUGUUCCAAAAGAUUGAACAAACCAUGCAAAGUAGACCUAUUGAUUUUGGCAAGCUGGAUGAUUACAUGCACCAGUUCAAGGGUAGUAGCUCAAGCAUUGGAGCUAUAAAGGUGAAGAAUGAAUGCUCCCAAUUUAAGGAAUUUUGUUUGGCAGGAAAUGCUGAAGGCUGCUUCUGGGCUUUCCAGAGAGUGAAACAAGAGCACCACACCUUGAGGAUCCAACUUGAAUCUUACUUUCAGUUGAGGAAACAAGCAGGACUGGUACGACGUUUCUGAGGUGCCAAGUUGAUAGCAUGGAGAAAGAACUAUCAGCAGCAGCA